This is a messenger RNA of Botrytis deweyae, 298 nucleotides long. RefSeq lists its product as uncharacterized. Lineage: Eukaryota; Fungi; Ascomycota; Leotiomycetes; Helotiales; Sclerotiniaceae. The annotation marks the transcript as partial. The record is from RefSeq and is a predicted model, not a curated record. The transcript has 2 exons.
AUGGGUAUUGGAAUUGGUGGUUAUGAUAUGAGGAUAGGAUGGUAUGAUUUGGGGAGGAAAGGAGAGGAGGGGAGGAGGGGAGGAGGGGAGGAGAAGGGGGAGGAGAAGGAAGAGAAGGAGGAGAAGGAGGAGAAGGAGGAGAAGGAGGAGAAGGAGGAGAAGGAGGAGAAGGAGGAGAAGGAGGAGAAGGAGGAGAAGGAGGAGAAGGAGGAGAAGGAGGAGAAGGAGGAGAAGGAGGAGAAGGAGGAGAAGGAGGAGAAGGAAGAGAAGGAGGAGAAGGAGGAGAAGGAGGAGAAGG